AUGGCAAGUGAAUUGCGACCCGGCAACCGUACCGGCCGCUCAGUGGUUCGCCCGCCAUUUUCCUUCUCUAAAUCUGAACCCAAAGCAAGGACGUCCGCCCAGCCAAAGAAUACGAAUCUAUCUCGUGGCUUGAGACGAGCUUACUCUUCAGCAUACUCUCCGCAAUUCUCUGCGGACAAAAUCAAAGAGACUGAUCCGGACCGAAUCAAACUGCUUUGGCGAGAGGUCGUGGAAAAAAACACACCUCGAUAUACACGCCAAACUUUGGCCAGCCAAUCCAGGAAUCAGGCUCAGUCAAAUGUGACUCCAAAAAGCACCCUCCCGACAUCUGUCUCCAAAAGCAGUACUCCUAGAACAGAGGUCCCCAAAACUGCCACGGUCCGCGAUGCUGACUUCAAACACACUCAGUUAUUUCCGCGGGGGCUUGAGAUAUCCAGUGAGCGUCCAAGCUUGGGAGGAGCUCACACCCAUUUCGGCUCCAAGACACCUCCGAACGCCGCCAAGUCAUGCGAAUUUUACCGGUGCAUCGUUCAAGAAGCCCUUGCAGGAAGAGCUGACCGGGAUAUAGACGACUCAAUAUUCCUGCCCAUGGACACCAAAUUUGUCACGUCCGUGCUCACGGCCUAUGGCAGAAUGGGAAAGGCAGGCGUUUCAGAAGCUGAGUUUCAAGGAUACGCUUGUCAGAAACUGUUCAUCGGUCCGUACGCCGUCUUAGAAGAUGAUGUUGAAAGACAGCUUGGUGCUGUACGGUGUGUGGAAGUGCCGCUCAAGCCCCGCGAAAGCCGGAACCGACUUAUGUGGGGUGAGCCUCCAAUGAUCUCGAAACAGCCUCCUUUGAAACCCUUUAGCUUCGAUACUUACGCCGACUGUCAAUUCUGGCUUAGCGACAAGAUCAUAAAUCCCGAAUAUCGAUUAGAUGUCAAACACAUCGUACAUAUGAAGGAGUUGGGUACAUUUUGUCCCUAUUUCUCGAUUGAGUUCAAAGCCACAACUUGCGACCGGCAGGUUGCGGAUAAUCAGGUACUUGUCGAUGGCCUAGCUUCCUUGUUCAAUCGAUAUCAAUUGAAGGUCGACGCCUUCCCUCAUCCCGCUCCGGAACAAUUCAAACUGGUUCGUCAUUAUGGAUUGACAAUGGAGAAAGAUAGUUGGACAGUAUGGCUUUUUCAACCCAAAAUAGUUAAGAAGACGACUUGGGCCGGCUGCAGAGUGCGAAUUCUUGGUACUGGGAGUUGUGAGACUAACCGAGAAGUGCUCGCAUUGCUUGAAUGGAUCAACGAAAUUCACCGAUGGGGCCUCUGCGAAUAUGCUCUCGGAUGUGAAGAGGAUAUUAAACAGAUUCUGAGCAAAGAUUCCAGCAAUCUCAGAAUAUCCGCGAUAGGGGUCUCAAAGGAAACCGAAACUGUGGAAACCGGAAUGGCGGAGGAAGUCUAA
Molecule: messenger RNA, 1431 nt
Organism: Rhinocladiella mackenziei CBS 650.93
Lineage: Eukaryota; Fungi; Ascomycota; Eurotiomycetes; Chaetothyriales; Herpotrichiellaceae
Exons: 2
Coding region: 1-1431 (476 amino acids)
Source: RefSeq, a predicted model, not a curated record